UCCCAAAAAAAGGCCUUAAAUUGUUGAAAUGUUGAGUGGUAAAAGCAAGUGGAUGCUGCUCCUAGCAGCCCUCGUGGCUGCGGCUCUCAAGUCGACGGCGGCUCAGGACUACUGUAAUCCGGACCUGUGUGAUCCUGGAGACAACCACAUUGGAUGUAACAAUCCUGGCGGUUUCACCAGCAACUGUCCCGCUGGAGCGAAGGUGAUCGAGAUGACCGACGAGCUGAAGAAAAUUGUGCUCGACGAACACAACAAGUACCGUAGCACGGUCGCUACUGGAGGUGUUAAAUGGCUUCCGAAAGCGAAACAGAUGACCACGAUGACCUGGGACGACGAGCUGGCCAAGAUGGCGCAGCUGAACGCUAAUCGGUGCGUGCAGAAACACGAUGAUUGUCACAACACUGCCAACCAUCGUUACUCAGGCCAGAACUUGAAUCACAUCACCACGACUGCGCCGUCGAUCGACAACAUCCCACAGGUGAUCAAGGACCUGAUCUCGUCCUGGUGGGAUGAACGCUUCGAUGUGAACUCGCGAAUGGUUAAGAGCAUGUACGAUCCGGGCAGACACACCAUGAUCUUCCACUUCGCCGUGAUGGCAGCGGAUAAGGCAAACAAGCUCGGUUGCGCCGUCAGCCAGUGGUCGGAUGACGGAAACCCUUACCUGUACCUGGUGUGCAAUUAUUCAUUCACUGAUAUCGUUGGUCUGCCGAUGUACGCUAAGGGCGAACCGUGCAGUGGCUGUACUAAAGGAUGCAACUCGGAUUACCAGGGUCUGUGCAACCCAGACGAACCAGUUUCGGUGCCUUAUUAAGGAUGAACACAUGACGAUGACUUAUAACGAUGACCGAAGAACGUUUCUGCUCCAAACCACACCCUUUCACAUGCUUACGCUCGUUUGAUCACAAUGGAUCGUGUUAAAUGAUCGAUUUGACAUUUUACGAAUCAGACAUGGGACUUCAAAAAUUUAUUUCGUGUAAGGUAAAACUGUGACAUUCGACUUGAAAAUACAAAAACAAAAUAAAACAGCUAAGCCCACAUGAC
Anopheles nili is the source of this 1041-nucleotide messenger RNA. Its product is annotated as antigen 5 like allergen Cul n 1-like. The transcript has 3 exons. NCBI's taxonomy places the organism in Eukaryota, Metazoa, Arthropoda, Insecta, Diptera, Culicidae. Bases 29 to 811 code for a protein of 260 amino acids. The record is from RefSeq and is a predicted model, not a curated record.